This is a messenger RNA of Odontomachus brunneus, 9490 nucleotides long. RefSeq lists its product as uncharacterized. The transcript has 4 exons. The record is from RefSeq and is a predicted model, not a curated record. Gene Ontology annotation, cellular component: membrane. Lineage: Eukaryota; Metazoa; Arthropoda; Insecta; Hymenoptera; Formicidae. Bases 580 to 972 code for a protein of 130 amino acids.
CUCGCUCACACUGCGACAGGAGAGGUUCAGUCAGUCGGUCGGUGCCGCUGUCAGCCGCUGCACCACGUUGCGCCUCUCUACGGGCUUGUUCGGUAUCGUGACACAUACAUACGUAUACACGCAUAUAUACGAGCACGGUGCAGCCGGUGCAUCCGCGAUCAACCCUUCUCUCUGCCUCUUUCUGUCAAUUUUCGUCUGCCGAUCCCGUCGCAACCGGCCGAUCUCAGUUUCGAUUCCUCAGUUUCCCUUCCCCCGCCCCCCGAGAAAGUAGAGAUCACAGCGACUUGGAUCAGUAUCUCGGCGUGCCUCGCUUGAAAUCGCGAGCACACCCUUCCUCAACAACCCCCCGACGGCCGACCGAGGGAACACAUGUGCAUGCGGCGGGACGACGCACGAGGGACGAUGUGAGGCGGCGAUCGGCAGGCGCGAUGCAGCACGAAGGCAACGUGUUCCUGCCGCCAGUGCACGGACGGAGGUUGCUGGUAUAGCCGAGGCGUUCUACAACCACUCCAAGAGAGGCUACCUGUCAAUACGAGAAAGGCACGCCCCACUUUUUUUCUGGAUUAACCAUCGUGGACCAUGAAGAAGCCCUCUAUCAAGACGCUCGCGUGGACGUUUUGCCUGUCCACCCUCUUGUUCCUCCCCGCGAGAACAGGCGCCCUGGAAGAGAACUGCACAGACUUUCAGGGCGGCACUGUCAAACACGGCCUCCUCUAUGUUCCGGGACCUUCGGUCUGCAGUCUCUGCGUCUGCUAUCAUUCCGAGCCGAUGUGGUGUCAAGCCAUCUACUGCACACCACCGUAUAAAUGCAAAAGGUUCCGCGUGGGCGAGCGCUGCUGCGAGUUCGAGUGCCUGGACGAUGCGGACGACCUGAGCGGUCCGGACAUAUUCGAUGUGGCGGAAUCGUCGGGGAUCCGGCAUCAGAGUGUUCUCUGUCUACUCGGCCUGGUCGCGCUGCUGACGGUGCCCUAGUUACGACCGGACGGGUCCCGCGAUCAUCGUCGCCGCAGGCCUCACGCUCGUCGAAGGAAUUCGCCCGUUAACGAUAUUAGCGACCCGACAAGGAAGACGACGACGACGACGACGAGAAAAUUGUGCACGAGGAAUUCCGCAGACAGGUUUGGUUCAUACCGCGAGUACGCGGUGUUUUGGCGAACAGCACGUCCGUCGCCCAUCGCAAUUAGGUCAUUCUUUUGGAAAGGUGCGAGUUGAGUGCAGCGCGGACCGAUUUGUUUCCCUGAUCCACCGCGGUUGGGUCGAGGACCGAUCGAACGAUUUUCGCGAUAAUUCGCCGGAUAAAAGACAUAAUAUAGUUUUUACUGCGGAAGUGUGUCAGUAAGAGGAGAUCAUAUUUCAUCUCUCUCUCUCUCUCUCCUCUAGAGAUGCGACGCGCAUUAAACGUAAUGCAAAUAUUAUCGUUUUAUCAUUUCCGUUAUCAUAAUUUCAUCGCGUUUUCUCUCUCACGCAUACGCGCGUGAGCACAUUAAUUGAGAGGGAAAGAAAAGAGAGACGGAGGACUCUCGUAUCUUGUCGAUGUUUUCCCGGGGGAAAUUUAAAAAUUUCCAGACCUCGCGCGCGUCAGGUUCGGCGAGCUUUCCGAGAGCUCUUUAUUUCCGGGGGAUUUUGCCCGUGCUUCCUUUCGAAGCACGCAUUUUCUCGCAUUUCCCCACGUCCCUCAUCAAAUCCGCUGCGAUAACGCUCAUCAGAUACCACGCGGAUUCAACGGGUCGGAUUUGAAACUCUGCGCUCAUAACCAAACGUCGAGAAUGACGCUGGCAGCUCUUCUGGCCUAAUUCGAGAAUACACUCAGAUGUCAGCCACUGUCAGAGAAGGCAUACUGCACUCAGUCGCGCACGUUCCGGAGCAAAAUGUGCGGCCACGCGCGCGAUCGGAAAUGUCAUCGCGCAAAUCGACUCGAUCGGCUCUCGACUUGACCACCGCCGGGAUCCGCCCGAUACAAUCGUAAUCGGCGGUGCAUCGUGCAUCGAUUUAGCGGCCACGUUCCUCAAGAUCCGCGCUCUUGAUAGUACUCGCGUCGGACAGACAAUUGCAGACUGAAUUGAAAAACCGAUCGAGACCUCGCGCGGCACAUUUCGCGCGCGUUUCGUGUGCAUGUAUGCGUGUGUAUGCGAGCGAGCGCGUGUGUGAGUGGUCGAGUCGGCAGAAAUUUUUAUUUUUCCAUUGUCAAUAAACGAUGUGAUAACGAACGUGUCACGAGAUUAGUGCGCGAGUCCUUCAUCGACCAGCGCCGGAAAUCCGCUUCUCCUCGUCAGCUAGGUCGUACGUCUGUUUGUGUGUGUUACGUGUGUAUGUAUACGUUACGUUUGUGUAAUAUCCUUACGUUACGUAUGUUACGUUUGUGUAAUAUCCUUUUGUUAACGAGAUUCGUUUCAACCUCUAGUGGAAAAAUCACCGUUCGUUCGUCCGUUCGUUCGUUCGUUUGCUUUUCCGGGCUCGCCGGUGAGCGAGCACCUUUUCGAAAAGCGCCUCUCCGAUCACACCUCUGUGAUGAUAAUCAGUGAUAAAAUCGGCAAAUCGCGCGACGAAGUAAUGUCGUUUAGUCCCUCGUCUCGGCUUCUCUCGUUUUCUCGUGCGCUUCGCGACCUUCUGGCAUUCUCUUCCGGUAAUCGCCACGCGUUUACCUCGCACACGGUAAAAAAGACGAUGGAAAGUGAAUCACGUUGGGAUCACUUCGUAGAGUAAUUGCCUGUUUGCGCUACGCGAUCUCGUUAGAGUGUCGUUCGCGAUAUUCGCUGCAAAGUCCGUCUUUCGCCGGCGGGAACGCGUUGUAUCGCAGCGCAGCAUAACGCUGUUAGCGUUGCGUUCACGCAGGAGCCACGAAUGGAUCGCAAUUUUUACGCAAGUCGAUCUCGCGCGACGUGUGAAGAAGAGAUCCAUCCAUCCAUCCAUCCAUUUGCCUGACGGCCUGUGCAUUUCGCUUUAACACAGAGAUUCCCAAAUUUAUUCCGCAUUUGUUCAGAUAUGCACGAGAAACCGUGUCGCUAUAGAAGAGGAUUCCAGUUCGUAAUUGAGGAAGAAAUUACACAGUUGUCUCACGCUUGUCGAAUUAUCUCUCGCCGUGGAAUCCUCAGGCAAUCUCGAGCGGAUAUUUGCGCACUGAAAACUCUGCGGGACGUAAUAUUUCACAAGCGUGACGUUUUCAAUACUAGUUGCAUUAAAAAUUGCCAAAGCGCAAGGUGCACUGUUUGUGCAAGAUUGUCUUGAAUUUAAGAAAAGAAGAACGAUAUUACAUCGCUUGCGCGCGUUUGUGCGCGCGUAUACGCCCGCUCUUUAAAGGAAACUUGAAAGUUUAAUUUCCGAAGCGCGCUUUGCGGCAUUUUUCUUAAAGCAAGAUCAACUGCGAAUUAUGGCCAAGGAAUCUAUAAGUAAGAGUAGCUCGGCAAGUCUCCAAACAUCCUGUGUAAACUUUUCAGAAGCAACUUUUUUAGAUAAACUUCUGCAUUCAUUACACUGGUAAGAGAAAGAAAACGCGUCAAAGAUGAGAAGUGGAUUUUCCUGCGCAAACCCGUCGUCUCUCGCCGCCGCUUUGAGAACCUCUGCACCCACAUAUCAUUCUCGUAACAAGAACGUAGAUAGCAUGAAAAAAAAAACAUACAACGACAAAGAGAUGUCUCGCCGCACUCGUCGCGUUUUCCGCCAAAUAAAAGACACAACAAUAAUGCCGUGUUAUCGGAUAAACAGUUCAUCCACGAAUUCUCGCGAAUUACUUUUAUCGAGGUGCAAUAACUUCGUGGAAUGUCCUCUCGUGAUCCCGUGUCCAAAUGUAACAGAAAAUCACAGUGACGUCAAAAUGACGAGGAAAUAAUUAAUCGAGUCAUAAAUUUCUUUACUCGUUUUCUCGUCAUCUCGACAUCAUUUUGACGUUAUCAUAACUUUUCCUUCUGUCUACUUUAUUCUUCUUUUUACUUUUAAUCGUGAAAUUUUACACAAUAGCGCGUGUGUUUAAGAGCGCGAAUUACACGAGGCGCCGGGAACGUGCGCUCGAGUCGCAUUUUCGCACGACGGAAUCAAGUUAAUAUAAUGCAAUGAUUCUGCACUGGCCGCGUGCGCGAACCACACGUAACGUGUGUUGAAGCGCAUAUGUAAACGAAAGUCGCGUUGUGAAACUUCCUAAUGCACUCCCGACGGGAAGCACGUGAGAAGCAAAUUAGGCGAUGCGAGACAUAAUGCCGUUUGACAAUGCUAAUUUGGGCUAACUUCGUAAUAACUCCACGGGGAGGGAGCUUCAUGUUUCUGUAGUGAUUUUCCAACGGAGAGAUUUUUCAGCGCGUCGCAGGGGAGAAGUCUUGAAGAGCGCGCGAGUCAUUCUCUUUCUCUCUCUCGCGAGUCUCGUUUAGAAGAUCUAUCGUUUGUGCAAUCAUACCUCACUCCCAUACGAUUUUUCUCUCGAAUUCUUUCUCCGUAGUUCUCUUGAAAAUUCUGUUUUAGCUUCACUACACGGCUCUCAAUCGACCUCGGCGCUUCGUGUGUAUUCGUUAUCUCAAUGUAAACUGCUCCGGUGUUCUCUCGUGAUGUGAAUGCUCCUGGAUCCGAAAGGGCUAAACGUUCAAGAAACCGAGGGACAAACAUGGGGGUUGAUCCAAUUCGAUGCGGAACUUGGGCUGAAGCAAUGCGAGAGGCGAUUUCAGAGCUUUAUCUUAAUGAGCGUUUAUCCAACACGGGGAUAUGCGGAGGCGACGAAAUGUGUGCGAGUAAGGAGAUGUGUAUGUGUGUGUGUGUGUGUGUGUGUGUGUGUGUGUGCGUGCGUGUGUCGCUAUUUACAAACAGAGCUUUAAUAGAGAGAAUUUGCAGUCACGCGGAACCAAUCUACAUAAUCUUACGUAUACGCGGUGACGCAUCAAUCGUGCUCGCGCCAAAUCGUCAACGGCGAGACGCGUUAACCCUUUUCUGAUCGAGCCGAGAGAGAAUGGAGUUUCAAGUAACUUUACAAUGAAUUAAGUUAACAGUUAAACUGCGAUACGUUUGAACGCAUUUUAACGUUUACUGUUAUCUGAUUAUCCAAUUUUGUGUUUUAAUUAGCCCUGUAAAGGGUUAAACAUGCUUAUUGAAACAAGAUUGUUUCUCGAUAACUCGUUAUUCAUUAACUACGCGAUAUCGAGUUAGAAUUAUUAGCUAGAGAAUCUAUUAGCUGAUUGCUGUAUAUUUUUCCAUAUUUUCCAUAUUCCGUAUUUUGUUUGCACAUGUCUUGAUUUUACAUAUAUACGAAUAGUGUUCAGAUUUUAAAAAGGAGAAGAAAGUUAACCCGCUUAUUAUCGUUGAAUUCUCAUGCGUUCUAUCUUUCUAUCUUUUCUAUCUUUGUUUCUCGGAACUCUUAUCUCACACGCGUUUAAUGUCUUUUGUUUUCUUCCUUUUUUAUCUCGAAACACGUUCACGUUAGCAAGGAAUAAAAGCCACUGCUUAAUUCUCAAAUAAGAAGUAGUCGGACGUUUCGUGCGACACACGAGAUCAAGUCUGUACGGAGAGAAUAUUGUAAUGAAAAUUAGAUUCCUUUUUACCAUGUUUUUUACAGAGCUGGAUGGUACUGUAAAAUUGUGAAAUUGUUGUGUAAACAACACAAGUAAUAUAAAAUUAAUACGAAAAUGUAACACUUGGACAGUAUUGCGUUAUUUAGAAAAAAUGAAUAUUGAACUUACAACGCAGAGAAAGUCGAAAUAACAUAACGACAAUACGUGAAAUUAACACACGAAUACGUUAAAAAUUUCUACGCAGAUCGAGAUUUCAAUAUUUUUUACCGUGUAUCAUAUUAAAUAUUUUUUAUCAAAUAUUUUUUACCGUGUACAAUAUUUUCUCCGUGUCUCUCUUCUAUCUAUUUCCAGAUUAACGAGGCAUUGGUUAUACAUUUUUCGCGUCCCAAUUGGCAGUUCACAAAUAUCCGUUGAUCUAUCGGCCGUGUGACCAGUUUCGAAGCAACUUAAUAAUUGCCACGAAUACCCGGAUUAUAACACGCAAUAACGAAUAGAUUAAUUGUGAUUUUCGGCGAUAUCACGCGACUAAUUGGAUCGAUGAGUGAGCCGAGGUUGAAAUUAUUAACGCGAGGGGUUUAAUGGCUGGAAUAACUCGACGAUCGUGGAUGGAAGUCGACGCGCUUCUUAUAUUUCGAGGCUCUCCGUGUCCCGGAUAUUUUUUUUAUUACUUGUCAUCGUCGCGCAUUUCUUACAACGGCACCGUAAUGACGCGCAUCGCUUCACCGUUUGAAAUUUUCAAAGAGCACUGCGAAACAUUUGUUUGAUCGUUAUCGAUGCAUCAAUGCGCGUUUCCGAGCAUGUUUUAAAUCACAAGCCAGACGACCCUUCCUCUCUUCUUCUCGCAACGAGAGUUGCUUCAGCUUGAUGAACAUAUAAUUGCAAUGCGGCGGCCAUUAAUUGCGCUUCGUAGUUUGCAAAAACGACAGCGCAGUGCGCGCGCGUACAUAAUACGGCUAAAUGAAUUUACGAUAAAGCGGCUGAGAAAUGGAAAUGAGGAGAUUCCGUGAAAUAUAUGCUGCGAUUUGUCCGGCGCGUUUGCUCAGUGGAAGCAAUGCGAUUUCCACGGUUUGCAAUAUCGUGUCUCGAAUCUCUCGAUUAAUUUCACUAUUCCGCCUAAGCAGAGAAUUUGUCGGCGAUAUUACGGGUACACGUGUAUGAAAUGUGAUAUUUAUAAGUGCGCUGCCGUGGCACACGCGACACGUGUACGUAACAGACACUGUUAAGCCGCUGGGAAUUGAAACUCGUGUGAACCCUUCGCGGGACUACGAUCCUCUUAAGUUUCCGGGGCAAUUAAUGCACGUUUUGUUAAUUCGGCACGAGCAAAUGCGUCGGACUCUUUUUCCCUGAACUCGCUAAAAUCGCGGCUAACCGCAACGUCCGAAAUAGAAAAAGGCGUGGAAGGAUGUCUCUUAAUUUAGCCGAGUCACUGAUCGUACGCUGCUCAUUCUCGUUGCUCUAUAUUUUUCGACAAUAACCCCUUGAACGUUUCAGCAUCGAACGCGGAUGCGUUAGCCAUUUCAAGCGCGUCAGGACCAAAACUAUUCCACCAAGUGUUUUGCGCUCGCGUUGCGGUAGGACAAAAUUGUCCCGUCGAAUAUUUCCACCCCGGCACCGUUUUGCGGUCGAUAUUGGAAGGGCUAAAAACUCGAGGAAAUUGGAUCUGCUUGUGUUUGAAUGUGUUCGCGUUUAUAUGGCACGGUGCGUUUUGGGGAAAAACGUAAGUCAGGUUGGAGAAUUCUGCGGGAAAAAAAUGCGUCCCUGACCGAGUAUCGGCGCACGUACGAGUCGUGCGGCGUUCACUUCAUUUUUUAAUAUUACGUCAACUGAAUUCACGUAAUUACUCAACGUGUUACGGUUUCAAGCUCUCCCUCUUGAAAGUUUCGCGAAACGUACAGCUCGAUGUUGCGGUAAAUGGAGUCAAACAAUUGACAAGAACUAAUUGUCAUCAAACGUCACUUCGACUUGUAUACCGAUGUCGAUUUUCUCGUAACGAGGACUCUGAUGACAAUCGUUGAAAAUUGCUUUCGAAAAUCGCUGUUUCUGUUUUUUUUUUUCUUUUUGGCAGAAGAACGACUCGAGACGCAAGCUUUCUCGGCCGAUUUCCCGACGCAGAAAGCUCGAAACGGUACUAAUACCGACAAAUGGUGCGACAAAUCCGAGCGAUAUGGGGCCAUACGUAUAGUAGUGUAAUGUAUACGAAUGCUUUCACCUUUGUUUAUCGACGGAGAAAAGUGAAUGAGAAUAACAUGGUGCUAAGUCAUUCCUCGUUAAAGGGGAACGACGUCGUACGUUACUACGAACAUUCGCGAGUUUCCAGCAUCGCGUACACACUGUUCGCGCGCGUAUGCUUGCCUGUGAUAUACUUUUAACGGCGCUUGAUUGCUAUCACACCGCCCUUGGAUCGUUAAUCGCUUCGCGAAUCUCUCGAGGGCUUCGACACUGGGCGACAUAGUACGAAUUUUGCACGUACUCUCUCCCCCUUAAGAAGAUCCUCUUAGUGAAAGAAUAAAGGAAUAAAGGAACGGAUCUUAGUCUCUCUCAGUAAUCGUCUCCUGGAUUGUGAAACGUUACGUGAUUUCUUUUCAUUUAUAAGUAGCCUUUCGUAUCUUUCCACAUUUUUUUCAUUCGCUCAUCUUCGCUGAAAAUUGACUCGUUUGAGAAUUAAAAGUUAAUUGUAUGUAGACAGAGAGAGAAAGGGAGAGACUUCGCCCCUAGUUCAACAAAUCCAAUAUCGCUUCUCUAAGUGGUAAAUAUUUACGUCGAAAGCCAAGGAGAUCGAUCGUAAUCAUAUGAGAAUGACGGUGAUGAUAAUAAUGCUGAUUGUAAUUAAUAAUUUUAUCAAUUAGUCGUUGUAUGAGACGCGAAGUGUAUGUGUGUGUGUAUGUGUGUGUGUACUCCGGAGGAAAAUUAAAUAUUUAAAAACGGCUUGCCGAUUCAGCGAUUCAUACUUAGUCGAUUGGCGUUUAAAUUAUAAAAAUCGCGUGGAUUUCGGAUUUAAAAAAUCAAGCCGAGCUCGAUGACGGCGUUUCCGGAACCGCAAGAGCGAACGCAAACAAGAGGACGUCCGAGAUUAAGUUGCUAGAGUUUAAGUAUGGCACACCCGUUCGGUGUGCGAGAUACCUGCCUCGAGUACGAUCCAAUCUCUGACGCAAUGCCGAUCUUUCCGAAAAGUUUUGCCAAAGAGAUAUUUUACUAGACGCCGCGCAGUGUCCGAACUGAGACAUAUCCACGCCUGAGCAUAAGUUUCCUGAAUAUUUUCACCCUGGGAAUGAGGACGAGAAGAUGUUCAGAGCUUGGAGAGAAUGUAUUCGGGACAAGUGCCUCAAGUCAUGACUCGCAGAGCGAAUUUAUUUAAUGAAUUUAAUCGUCCUACAUAGAGAGACAAGAAGAAGUGAUAUCCUCGUCGUCUGAUGGAAAGCGCGCGCGCGAUCACGCGCUUUCCUCUCGCGCCUCGCCAUUGUACUUUUCCUCUCCUCUUUCUUCUCUACUCGAUCGACCCAGCUCAGCAGAGAGAACAUUGAAUUUAUUAAUCGACCAAUUUCUCUAAGCUUACACUUUAAACUAACGUUUACAAAGAAAGGAAGAUAUAUAUAUAUAUAUAUAUAUAUAUAUAUAUAUAUAUAUAUAUAUAUAUAUAUAUAUAUAUAUAUAUACAUACAUAUAUAAUUAUUCUCGAUCGUAAUUAUAUCGUUUAAUGAUCAAGGGGCCUUUUAUGUAUGAUGAGAGCAAUCGUUCGGAAUUCAUAAAAUUACGAGAUUACAAUAAAAAUUUAUUCCAAGCGAUACAUUCAUUGGAAUAUCGCUAUAAAAGAAAACCCGAUAUAUAUGAAUAAGAGUCCCUGGUUUUAAUCUUCCCUUGAUUCCUCGAUCGACAAGAUCGGCACGUCGUACCCGACGUCUUUCGUAGAUAUAAUCCGAUAGCGUAAGGAUAUGUAAUGAUAAGGCGAAAGUAAGAAUUGAUAUACCACGAGGAAUGUUACAGAGCAAUAAAGUUUAUUCACAUGA